This is a messenger RNA of Penicilliopsis zonata CBS 506.65, 429 nucleotides long. RefSeq lists its product as hypothetical. Gene Ontology annotation, cellular component: nucleosome. The transcript is spliced from 4 exons. Bases 1 to 429 code for a protein of 142 amino acids. Lineage: Eukaryota; Fungi; Ascomycota; Eurotiomycetes; Eurotiales; Aspergillaceae. Gene Ontology annotation, molecular function: structural constituent of chromatin; protein heterodimerization activity; DNA binding. The record is from RefSeq and is a predicted model, not a curated record. Gene Ontology annotation, biological process: nucleosome assembly.
AUGCCCCCUAAGGCCGCUGAGAAGAAGCCCAGCACCGGUGGCAAGGCCCCGGCUGGCAAAGCUCCCGCUGAGAAGAAGGAGGCGGGCAAGAAAACCGCGACUACCGCCUCUGGCGAGAAGAAGAAGCGUGGCAAGACCAGGAAGGAAACCUACUCGUCUUACAUCUACAAGGUUCUCAAGCAGGUUCACCCCGAUACUGGUAUCUCGACUCGUGCCAUGUCUAUCCUGAACUCCUUCGUGAAUGAAAUAGACAUCUUCGAGCGCGUUGCCACGGAAGCUUCCAAGCUCGCCGCCUAUAACAAGAAGUCGACCAUCUCGUCGAGGGAGAUCCAGACGUCUGUGAGACUUAUCCUGCCUGGUGAACUUGCCAAGCACGCGGUGUCGGAAGGCACCAAGGCGGUUACGAAGUACUCUUCUUCUGCUAAAUAA